ACUGUAUUUUCCUCUUGUUCAAUAGUUCAUUGUCUACAAUGUAUGAAGCCAGAACGUGGAAGAGCGGCGCGCGCCCGAUGCCACUUGUGAAACUAUGAUAAAUAGGUUAUCCAUUUACAAUUAUUUACAAUGUAAUGAUGACAGUUCAAACAGUACCAAAAUGCAACGGAAAGACAGGUCCGAUAAUAUUAUUUCUGUCCGUGGACAGCGACACCGUGACAACCGACCGAUAUCUUGACAUUUUACGGCAAACGGGAAUGCGCAUCUAAAUAUGCAGUUGAGUUUGAUUUUGCGCGCCCACUAAGUGAAACGAAGGGCACGAGCAAAAACAGGACACGGAAAAGGACUGGGGUGGCGCAGAAUCGAAUAAACUCAGGAUCUUGAAAGUUGCGGUUAUUUUCAACCCUAUCGAGUUCGUUUAUAACGGACGGUUCAUGAAUGCUCGAAUCUAUUAAAGAGGUUAAUUCACAGAAAGAAGACCUUGGAGGGUGGGCAGAUUUUCAACUGCUAUGAGGAUUCUCAAAUUCUUCAUGGGGUACAGUUGCAGAACGCUAUGAACGCUGCCUGCUGUGUGACGUUAGUUUUGUUUGAAGAAGUUGCAUGAAACUGGUAACUCCCACUCUGGGCCAGACAUGUCUGUGAUAGUGGGAGAGGGGCGAUUCAUAGCCCAGAGGGUCACCAGAAGCAUCACCUACUACUACACCAGCCGGACACCAGGGGGCGAUACCCCUGCCCCCUCUCCUCCCACCAUCUCCCCCACCUCCUCCCAUCUAGACACUCCUUUUCCCUCACCCUCGUACUCCCUCUCCACCCCCUUGCUCCCAGACUUGCCCUCUCACCACGACGUUUCCUCAGUUCUCACCCAUUCCACUUUGGAUGUACCAAUCCUCUCUCCAUCCUCGCCCUCGCCCUCCUCCUCCCCCCGUCCACUCCUCCUGCUUUUCCCGUGGCUGGGCGCCCGACCGGGGGCCAUGGCGAAGUACCGGGACCUCUACCUGGAACACGGCCUGGACAUCCUAUCUGUGGAGAGCACUGUGUGGCACUUCCUGUGGCCUCGCUGGGGGCUGGAGUAUGGAGCUGAGGUCCUGGAGGUCCUGGGAGACCCGCGUUUCAAAGGUCGCCCCCUUCUCGUCCACUCCUUCUCCAUCGGCGGGUACACCUUCACCCAGCUGCUCAGCCAGAUGGUCAGGGAGCCACACAAGUACCCAGGCCUGGCCCAACGGGUCGUAGGACAUGUCUAUGACAGCAUGGUGGUCGGGUCGCUGGAGCAUAUGGCUAAAGGCCUGGGUCUGACCCUGUUCCCUCAUAUCGAGCCCCUGGUGCGAUAUAGCGCUCUGCUCUACUUCUGGCUCUUCAAGUCCCAGACGGUGUACUACUACGACAAGUCAAUCCAGGUCUUCUACAACAGCCCCGUCACCGCCCCGGCGCUCUUCUUCUUCUGCGAGAACGACGCGCUGUGCGACCCCGUCGCCAUGGAGGCAGUCCUCGACUUCUGGAGGAAGCGGGGCGUUGCUGUGGAAACCAGGAAGUGGAAGGAGUCUGUGCACGCUGCUCAUCUGCGCUGUCACCCGGAGGAGUACCUCUCAACACUGGAGACAUUUUUUCACUCGCUCAACAUCGCCCCCCUCAGGGCUAAGAUGUAAAUGGUUAAUGUGCUAAUCACAUUGAGGGGUUUGAUAAUUCAAUAACUCCGGCAUACUCAUGCUCCAAAACAAAUGUUAUAACAGAUGUUAUAACAAUAUUAUAACAUAGUAUAACAUAGUGUAGUCAUGUAGCAUGUAAACGUUUAUCCAUAGAAACUUGUUUGACACAUACUCAGCAUAUGGGUCACGAGGGAAUCAAACCCUCAACACUCUAGUUUUACUUCCCUGUUGCUAUAAUAACAACAUAUCCAAUCCUAACUCCUAGCAUGUGUUUUGACUGUGCUACGUAUUAUUAUCUAUUUGUACAGAUAUAGGAUCUUAAUUUGACCUGCAUUGUCGUAGCAAAAUAAUGAAUGUUUAGUCCAUAAUGUUUCUUGAUCAGUGGUCAGGCUAUUAAAAGUUGGCGACAUGAAAAGUGCAGUACUGUUAAUAUAAUUGUGUUAGUGUGGGUUUUCAGUAAAUUUUCUGUGAAUGUAUGUAAAUCACGAAGCUCAUCUUCAUUUCCUGAAAAAUUCUCAGCAACAAGAGUGAUCAAAUUAAGUUACUAUAUCUGUAUGUGAGCUUACACAAUAUUGUCCAUGACACAGUCCAUACGCACCAGUUAACAGCAAGGUCACUGUGUUUAUGGUGAAACACAUGACAGACACAACUCACUAUACGUUGAUUCGCAAUAGAUUUAUUUAGUAUUUAUUGUAAAUAUUGAUUGUAAUUGUUUUUACAUGAGUAUAUAUUCAUUCUCAAUAGCUGGUGACAGGGAGUACAGAGAGAGGGAGAGGAAACAUUUUGAAGAUGAGGAAGAACUGAAGAGGAAGAAUACAGAAAGGAGUGUGAGGGUAUGACGAAAGGAAAGAAAUAGAAAAGAAACACAGGAGAUAAGGAAGAGAUAAUAUGAGAGAGGUGGGAAAAAAAGAGAGAGUUCAUGCCUGUCAAUUCAAUGAGUAGUGAGUGCCAAACAAUCUGUGGGAGGUUUUCUUAUCAGGUAUUUCUGGCACCUGUUGCAUAUUUCAUCUACUUUGUAUUCAACUUUUUAAGUCUGUUUUGGUCUCACAAAACUGAGUGUUCUUUAUGAGGAAGCAAAGUUAAGUAUGUGACGACGUAUCACGGCCAAGGGUACAUGCUGUGAACUGCCAUGUGAUGUUGACUGCACACACGGGUUUGGCAUCGAGGAACAACCUGUGCCUAACCUCGGGCACCGGCACAAAGAGACUUUGAACCAUGCAUAAAUACAGGCACACACACACAUGCACAUGUAACAGGGUAGAACUGUUGAUAUUGUGAAUGUAGCCUUGUUGGACUGUCAGUCCCAGUUGUGGCCCACAUUAUUUACGUAAGCUCUGUUUGUUUAGUCAGGGGUUCCCUUCUACUAUGUUAAGGUCGUUGUGCCUUGGGUGUUUGGUAAAUCCUGUCCGAGACUUCAGGCUACAGGAAUAGUAUUUUGUACAUUUAUCCUACGUUGCACACAGUAAGUGUGCAGAAAGAAGACUGAAUAAGGAUAGAAAAUAAACGAAUGGGUCAAAUAGUAUCAGAAUAAAAUUGGUAGACUGUUAGACGCAUGAACACUGUUGUUACAACUGGUCUUAGAGCAGUUUGAUUAUUCUGUAGGCAAAUCCAGUAUUUAGUAUACCAUGUCAUGUUUAGUAUGGUUGCAUAAGACAGAUGUUUACUUACGGCAACCAUGAAAGUAGGGUAGCUGGAUGGGUGGGCGUAUAACAUAAAAGUCUAGCAACCCAAAUGUUGAGAGUUCAAAUCUCAUCCCAGACAACAAACAUUUUAGCUAAUGAUCAACUUAUUCCUCCCUAUUUUACCCAUAUAUUUUGAAUGUAUUGAUAUGUAGGCUGUGUGUGCUGUUUUUAAAUGUAUGUAGUUCAGUCCUUGAACUGUUCUUGUCUAUGUUGUGUAUUAUGUCAUGUUUCAUGUUCUAUGUGGACCACAGGAAGGGGAUGAGACCUCUUCCGAGGACCACCACCAGCCCCUACGAUGGAGGGUAUGAGACCUCUGGACAUCUUCAUGCUUAUCAACUCUAUGAGCAUCAGGCCAAAAGGAUUCUGCACAGAUGUUGUCUUAUGCGUGUUUGAUGCAUGAACACUAGAUGGGGCCUGCUCUCUCUGCUGUCUCCUGAAGUCCACGAUCAGCCCCUUCAGUUGGUUGACUUUGAGGGAGAGGGUAUUUUCCUGGCACCACUCCGCCAGGGCCCUCACCUCCCUGUAGGGCGUCUCGUUGGUAAUCAGGCCUACCACCGUUGUGUCGUUUUGAUGAUUGAGUUGGAGAUGUGCAUGGCCACUCAGUCAUGGGGGACAGGGAGUACAGGAGGGGUCUGUGGUUUAUGCUGAUAUGCCCAGUUCCUCUGCCAAAAUGAAAGCAAACAGACAGGUUAAGAAAUUAGAAAAUUAUUAGGAAAUUAAAUUAUAACUUUACAGUUCCUACAGUUUCAAAUACACCAAACCAAUCUACUGUCUAAUCCAAAGUUCAGUUAAGAAUAGUGUAUUUACAUCUGUAAUCAAAGUUCCUUGACCUCACAUGUGUGUGCUGCCUUCGACGAAUUACACUAGUCCUAUCAAACAUGGUGGAUAAAUUAAGAGUUUACUCAGGCCGUUUACCAUUGGAGGCAAAAAAGUCAGUGUCUUGCACAGACAUCAAUGCAGUAGGAGCUGGUUCUUGUCUACUUAACAUUAGUUAAUUGACUUUCAUAGACAGAUGGGUUGUUUAGUAACAAAACUGAUGUAGCAAAACAGGCUGGGUUGGCUUAGAAUCAAAGGAUCCCUUCCACAUUAUUGAAAUUAAUAAAUAAAUGUGCACAAUGA
Molecule: messenger RNA, 4444 nt
Organism: Oncorhynchus kisutch (coho salmon)
Lineage: Eukaryota; Metazoa; Chordata; Actinopteri; Salmoniformes; Salmonidae
Exons: 3
Coding region: 633-1643 (336 amino acids)
Molecular function (GO): serine hydrolase activity
Source: RefSeq, a predicted model, not a curated record